Molecule: messenger RNA, 921 nt
Organism: Cydia fagiglandana
Lineage: Eukaryota; Metazoa; Arthropoda; Insecta; Lepidoptera; Tortricidae
Exons: 2
Coding region: 1-921 (306 amino acids)
Source: RefSeq, a predicted model, not a curated record
AUGUCUACUAAAAGCAUAGUAGUACGAGAAGUGGUGCGCUGUGUGCUGCGUGCUCGCGAGGCGGAACGAUACGUAGCUGUCAUCUGCUGCGACUUAUCGCGUGCUUUCGACACAGCAGACCACGCUCUAGUUGCAGAUAAAUUGGCUCACUACGGUAUCCGAGCCGCGGCCUCCAAACUAAUACUGUCAUUUAUGACCGACAGGGCCCAGGUUGUCAUCGGGGAUGGAGGUAAGGUUGUGUCCUCCGAACUACGAAACCUGAUGGGAGUGCCUCAAGGAUCGUGCCUCUCCAACACACUUUUUAGCAUUUUGCUGAACGACCUGCCAAAGGCAAUAAAAGGUGCAGACAUACUGAUGUACGCCGAUGACGUCACGGCAGUCGUCAGUGCGACCGCUGAACGGGGGUUGGAAGAGGCACUUAACCUUGUUAUGGAACAACUGCACCAGUGGUUCCGGUCAAACGGUCUCGCUUUAAAUAAAGAGAAAACGAGCUACAUGACAUUUAAAUUAAAUGGUCAUAGAAGCCCAACCAUGAGGGUUAGUGCAGGUGGUGCCCCUUUACAGCACGUGACCUGCACACGUCUGCUCGGGUUCCAGCUCGACAACGUGCUCUCAUGGGAAGCGCACAUUAAUGAACUGUGUGGAAGGCUAGGGCGCGCGUGCUUUGCAUUGCGACGGUUGGCGAGCACAGCCGGAAAGGGCGCAGUGCGAGAGUGCUAUUUUGCGACGGUGCACUCUCUCUUGACGUACGGCGUUGAGCUAUGGGGACGUGCUUCCGACUGGGGACGUGUGUUCUCUAUGCAGAAGCGUGCCGUACGCGCGAUGGCCGGCAAGGCUGCUGAUGCACCGGCACGAGACAUCUUCCGCGAUCUCAAGAUUCUGCCCCUACCGUGCCUAUUUAUUAACCAACCUCCGAAGUAA